GUCUCAAGUCUGCAAGGCGCUAAACUAGACAGCAUGUUUGAGCUCAACUGACUCAGACGCGUCUAGGAUCCCUAAAGUGCUCUCUCAGUAGGCAGCUCACUAGGAUAUAGCACACAGCCUGCGGGUUUUCUGCGGGGCUUGCCACACGCCCAACAGUCUCUCAUGAGAUGCGGGAUAAAGAUGGCUUGAGGCACAGACACAGACAGGGCUGCUGGACGCUUCUCGCCGCUCUUCAAGGCUCGAGAGAGGAAGAAAGCUACAGGACGAGGAAGCAGAAGGCAUUUUGAAGAUGAACAUUCAGUCAGCCAUCAGCCGUGAGAUCUUUGUCCCAAGAGAUGAAAAGUUACUGGUUGCCAUUGAGGUGAGGAGGAGGAUGAAGAGGAAAGGACUGUCCUUCCUCAAUGCAGGUCGCAAGAGGGACUACUUAACCUACCUCUGCCUGUCAGUUACUAACAGCAGACCAGCUCAAGUCCUCAUUACUAAAGUUAAGAAGUAUCGAGGCACAAGACAGCUUGCUAAAAGGUCUCAGUGGUCCGUGGAGCAGCUGCGGCAGGUCAAUGGCAUCAACCCCGAUAAGGACACUCCUGAGUUCGACCUAGUGUUCGACCGCACCACUGAUCAAUGGGUAGCCAGCUCAGCUGCAGAGAAAUGCAUGUUUGUGCAGGUUCUGUACCAUGCUUGUCAAAACUACUGGGAGGCCAAGCUUGCCCAAGCCAACCCAGCAUCCCCCGCAGACCAGAAGACACCAGGAGCUCCGGAGAACAAGAAGAGCCCUGGAGCUCCAAGCCAAAUUAGCUUUGUCAACUGUCAGCAGAAGCUAAUGGGAGAUGCUUGUUCUGUUAAUAUGGUUAUCUACCGCUGCAAGAUUUUUUUGAACAGAAUGAAGAACAGUAUGACAGCAAACCAGGGUCGGCCUCAGCGUGAAGCAGCAGCUGUUAAAGCAUCCAGGAGCAGGAGCAGCAGCAGGAGCAGGAGCAGCCCGUCUCCUCCGGCGGUGAGGAAGAUGGGGAACGUGAUGCGGAGGGCCAGUCAGGUUCUGAGUGAACGCGGGGAGCGUCUGAUGAGGGCCGACGAUAAAACCAGCCACUUGCUGCACGGGGCCAAGUAGUUUGCAGAAGCUGCGCAGAAGCUGGCUCUGAAGCAGAUUUAGAGGUGUUCCUGAAGGCCUGUAUACACAUUUUAAAAAGAAGCUCCUAAUCAUCUAGUCGCUGGAUAUUUUGAAAUGUAACUUCUCAUCUAAUUCAAAUGCUGUUUUUGAGUGCAAGGCAUUUUGUUCAGCUUCCUCUUCACCUGCAGAUUGGACUCAAAUUUAUGUAUUUAGUUUUUCUUAAUGUAUUUUUUGCAAGCCAUUGAGCAUUUUAAGCAGUUGUGUUGUGGUGUGCUGUGGCCUGACUUGCAGAUCUGUUUAUUCUGCCCUUUCUACAGUAAGCACAGUAUAAUAUAGCAGCAGGUGGCUGAUCCUCUUCUGCGUAGAUGUGUAAUAC
Molecule: messenger RNA, 1484 nt
Organism: Sinocyclocheilus anshuiensis
Lineage: Eukaryota; Metazoa; Chordata; Actinopteri; Cypriniformes; Cyprinidae
Product: syntaxin-binding protein 6-like
Exons: 7
Coding region: 290-1108 (272 amino acids)
Biological process (GO): exocytosis; Golgi to plasma membrane transport
Cellular component (GO): plasma membrane; exocyst
Molecular function (GO): phosphatidylinositol-4,5-bisphosphate binding
Source: RefSeq, a predicted model, not a curated record